AUGAAGCAAGUGGGACUGAGCAACGCUGACUGUGCGACACAGUACAAUGACACUGCCGAUCCGACAAUCGAUUGCACCGCGAUGUCCCAGCGCUGUGCUCUCCUGAUGGGGGCGCCCUUCACCACCUGUGACAUCAACCCACAGCCCUACAUUCAAGCCUGCAGUUACACUUUGUGCCGAUAUCCUGCGGUGGACGGUUUGAAGUGCACAUUCAUGGAGGCCUACGCCACAGACUGUGGACUCCGUGGAAACACCACGAUAGACGGCUGGAGGUCAAGCGUCAGCUGCCGUAAGAUUGCCUUCUGUCAGGGCAAGUUCUGCAGCGCUCAUGAGUUCUGUGGUGAGAAGACGGCGGGUGGUGACACCCGGUGCUUCUGUCGAGCCAUUUUUGCCUCCCAGAAUGGAUCAGCUUUUGACCAGACAACGGUCUGCAGAGACAACACUGCUUCGGUUACUCUCGUUGGUUGUCUCCUGGAGAAUUUGGGCAUCGACUACACCACCCUCCAACUGAAAGAUGAGACCUGCAAGGGUCAGGUGGACAAUAUGACCCACACGGUGUCCUUCACCUUUAAUGGCAACAACACCUGUGGUACAGUGGUCACGAGCAACGGCACCCACAUGAUCUACACGAACACCAUUAUGUCACACAAUGCAUCUGGUGACAUUGUUCGCAGUGUAGAUCUGCUGGUUGACUUCUCCUGCUUCUAUGACCAACCAAAUACAAACAGCUUUGCCCUUCAAAUCAACACAAGCUCUGUGAUCCAGCAGUUAAGAUAUGGACAAUGGUUUUAUAACCUGACCAUGAAGGUCUAUUUGGACUCUGCUCGUACCCAACUUAUUGAAGGGGUAACCAAUAUCCAACUGAACCAGAAGAUCUGGGUGGAACUGGAGGCAGAUGGACUGGAUAACAGAAUUGUUGCUGUGGUGAUAGAAUCUUGCUGGGCAACUCAUGACCCAUUACCCAAUGGGACUCUCAGACAUGAUCUGAUCGUGAACAGCUGUGCUGACGUCAGUGAUGGAACAGUGACGGUGGAAAGCAACGGACAAGGAACCACCAGCUAUUUCUCCUUUAACACCUUCAGGUUCUAUGGGCAAAAUGGUGACGUCUACCUGCACUGCAGAGUCCAACUGUGUGGAACCAUCAACAACAACUGUGUUCCGGUACAACUCACUCACUUUGACCCAAACAUGAUCCACCCUUCUGUCUUAUUGUUUACCCCAUCACCUCCAAGCCAUGGUGUUUGUGACUCUGGUUGGCGACCAAAUGGACCUUCAGAGGAAUUGCUGGAGGUUUCAACAUGCUGA
Molecule: messenger RNA, 1305 nt
Organism: Thalassophryne amazonica
Lineage: Eukaryota; Metazoa; Chordata; Actinopteri; Batrachoidiformes; Batrachoididae
Product: uromodulin-like
Exons: 9
Coding region: 1-1305 (434 amino acids)
Source: RefSeq, a predicted model, not a curated record